GUUGCCGUGGAAACCAGCCGAGCGGGCGUCUGUGUGGAAUCCGCGGAACCGCCAGCGUCUCUGCCGGGGGUCGAGGGGGACUGGGGGCUCAGGCAUGGAGCUGCCAGACCCUGUGCGCCAGCGCCUGGGAAACUUCAGCCGGACGGUGUUCAGCGACUCCAGCCGGACGGAGCCGGAGCACCAUGAGGGUCCCGAUAAUGAAAUGGUCUCCAGUUUGGCACUGCAGAUGUCACUUUACUUUAACACUUACUUCUUCCCACUUUGGUGGGUGAGCUGCCUUAUGAUGCUUCACAUGAAGUAUUCAGUCUUGCCUGAUUACUACAAAUUCAUUGUGAUCACUGUUAUCAUCCUAAUCACCUUAAUUGAAGCCAUCCGGUUGUACCUGGGCUACAUGGGCAACCUACAGGAGAAGGUUCCAGAGUUGGCUGGCUUUUGGCUUUUGAGCCUUCUACUACAGCUGCCUUUAAUUCUGUUCUUGCUCUUAAAUGAAGGCCUAACAAAUCUGCCCUUGGAAAAAGCAAUACAUAUCAUCUUCACUAUUUUCCUCACUUUCCAAGUUAUUUCUGCAUUUCUUACCUUGAGGAAAAUGGUCAAUCAGUUGGCAGUUCGUUUCCAUCUCCAGGACUUUGACCAGCUCUCUGCAAACAGGGGAGACAUGAGAAGGAUAAGGUCAUGUGUAGAAGAGAUAUGAUUCAAUGCCCUUGGGUGAAAAUCUGAAAGAUGAUUGUAGAAGACUGCAAGAGCUAGGAAAACAUCAGGGAUCCAGUGUAAGAAAAGAGACAAAGCAAUUAUUUUGAGAUUAUGCUUUCUAGCUCUGAAAUUCCCAGGUUGCACAAUGGUAAGGCUUCAUAUGGCUUGUGAAAGGUGUGAAGUAUUCCUAAAACCUAGAUGUUGUCUGCCUGAUCUUGAAUCUUCUUUUUGAUAUUGUCAACUUUUUCAGGUGUGUAAAAGUCGCAGCUUACUUGUUUUACUGUACUGUACUGAGUUAGAAUCUGUAACUAGACAUGUAUGUAUUUCUUUUAAACUUGUCAGUUAUCCAUAUCUUGGCUGUACACCUGACCAAGUUUCUUGAAGCACACAGAAAUGCUUCCUAGUCCAUAUGCAUGUGUAUUAGACUGUUU
This is a messenger RNA of Dipodomys ordii (Ord's kangaroo rat), 1121 nucleotides long. RefSeq names its product transmembrane protein 17 (gene Tmem17). The record is from RefSeq and is a predicted model, not a curated record. Gene Ontology annotation, cellular component: ciliary transition zone. Gene Ontology annotation, biological process: non-motile cilium assembly. NCBI's taxonomy places the organism in Eukaryota, Metazoa, Chordata, Mammalia, Rodentia, Heteromyidae. The coding region runs from base 95 to 691 and encodes 198 amino acids. The transcript is spliced from 4 exons.